AAUCUUAUCACUACUUAAAUUUCCCGCGAUACCAACGACUUCAAGAAAUCGAGAAAGCAGAAUGGGCUUGGUCUUCUUAUUAGUCCUCUACCUUGUUCAGAUCUCUGCUUGCUCCUCGCUGAAUUACGCAGAGAAGCCCAAACGCCCGGACCACACCAGUAUCGAUUUCUCGAAACUUCGCUUGUCCCCUGCGAGCUCGAACUUGAGCAUCCAACCAAGUUCCUUAAGGUCCUACAAAACCGGCGAUGAAGGCACUAUCAAGGAAGAGAGGGUUGGCAUUCCGGGUUGGACAAUGCUCGAUGGUAUAGCUUACAAGCUGUUCUUGAAAUGGGAAGUGAACCCGGCGGAUAUUUUCCAGCGUUUACGUUCUGUAAGAGCUAGUGGGAAGCUCGAUGACAACAAGGGAUUUAUCCAGUGGCUACAGUAUGUGAACAAAUACAGGGCUAAGCGAGGAGGAGAGUCCUGGUUCGCCGACUACAAACUGGUUGAAUUGUUGAGGAAGUCGAAAUCGGAUGCAGAACUGGUGACUCUGUUUCAAUCACUCCGCCGGUAUUCGGCAGUCAAGAACCUCGCAGAUGAAAUGCAAGCGUACAUGAUUUUGAGCUCCAAAUCCAGUCGCAAAAUAGUGAAUAGAGAAUGGCUCAAGUCCGGAGAAAGUCCCGCGCAAGUCUUCAAUAUCUUACGCCUGAACAAGCAGACUCUCAGCAACAAUCCACUGUUUAUUCAGUGGCUCAGAUACACAAAAUUGUACAGGAGUAAGUCAGGAGGUGAAGCAUUUUCUGACGUGGAUAUAUUCAACUUCUUGUCAGCAGAGACGAUGAUCCGUUCUAACAGAUUUGGAACACUCGCUGAAUCGCUCAAGGGCUUUCCCGAUUUGAAACCGUUGGCUAAAACCUUGCUGGCACAACUCUAUCAGAGAUGGCUAAAAGAUGGAUUUUCUCCAUUAUACAUCGCGAAUUAUGGAAUGGAGCCGGCUGUUUCAAAGCUUAAGAACACUGAUCCAAAAUUCGCUUACUUGAAAGCUUACACAGAGUACUAUGUUAGACAUCACGAGAAGAAUGAUCUAUUGGACAUUGUGAAAAAGGUGACCACCGGCAAAGAAUUGGAAACUGCAAUUGCAGUCGCUUCGAAACCUUAAGAGCUACUAAGAGUAUCGUCCCGUACUUUAACUGGACUCGAGAAAAAUAAACGUCCAAAUAUUCCAGCCUAC
Molecule: messenger RNA, 1210 nt
Organism: Phytophthora nicotianae INRA-310
Lineage: Eukaryota; Oomycota; Peronosporomycetes; Peronosporales; Peronosporaceae
Exons: 1
Coding region: 62-1138 (358 amino acids)
Source: RefSeq, a predicted model, not a curated record